AUGUUCCGCCUCGCUCUCCGUGCCGCCCCCCGCGCCGUUCCCCGUGUCGCCGUCCCCAUCUCGGCCCGCGCCUACUCCGCCGCCGCCCUCACCAAGGAGGACAUCACCAAGCGGGUCAUGGACGUCCUCCGCUCCUUCGAGAAGGUCGACCAGGGCAAGCUCACCCCCACUGCCAACUUCACCAAGGACCUCGGUCUUGACUCGCUUGACACCGUCGAGGUUGUCAUGGCCGUUGAGGAGGAGUUCGCCAUCGAGAUCCCUGAUCAGGAGGCCGACGCCAUCAACGCCGUGAACGACGCCAUUGAGUACGUUGCCCAGACCCCCGAGGCCCAUUAA
Trichosporon asahii var. asahii CBS 2479 is the source of this 336-nucleotide messenger RNA. RefSeq lists its product as uncharacterized. The record is from RefSeq and is a predicted model, not a curated record. The transcript is spliced from 5 exons. Gene Ontology annotation, molecular function: acyl carrier activity; acyl binding. Gene Ontology annotation, biological process: fatty acid biosynthetic process. NCBI's taxonomy places the organism in Eukaryota, Fungi, Basidiomycota, Tremellomycetes, Trichosporonales, Trichosporonaceae. Bases 1 to 336 code for a protein of 111 amino acids. Gene Ontology annotation, cellular component: mitochondrion.